UCCAGACCAAGGAAGUCGAUGGUGUGCGUAUUUUGUGUACAACUCAUGGAUGUAUAAUAAGACCAUCAAUGAUACAACUAACGCCGAGAGCAAAUGAACCGCCGUUUAAUCGUUAGUUUAGUCUGAGUUUCAGCUUAGAGUCACAUUAAUGCGACAGAGAGCUAGCAGCUAGCAAACUUAGCUCACGUACGAGCUGUAAAAGUUGGGUAACUGAGCUGAAUUUCCUCGGUAGUGUUGCGGAUUCCCAGCUGUCAUGUUGACCGUCUUACCGGAUAUACAUGGGAGGCAGCGUCACUAGAGGAUGGAGGAUAUAACUUGGACUCAUCAUGGUUGCUGUGACGGUGUGGCGUUACACCAGCGGCCGUGUUCUCGGGGGAUGGGGCCCGCUGCUGUGUGUCCUCCUCGGCUCUCUGGUGGCCCUCCUGUUGCCCCUGGUGGGGGUGGAGGACCAGUGCUGCGCCGCCCGGAAGGGCAUCGCCCACCUUCGCUGCCAGCUGUGGGGAAGCUCUCAGCCGCCUCCAGCUGUGCAGUCCACCAGCCUCACGGUCCCCUUUACCGCGCUUGAUCUGUUGCCCCAGAAGGCCAAGCCGAGCAAAGAGAUGGAGCUGGAGGCCAAAGCAGCGCUGCUGCAAGCUCUGGAGAUGAAGAAACUGGGGAAGAGGGAGAAAGCUCACAAGCUACUGGUGCAUGCACUCAGUGUGAAUCCAGACUUUGUGGACGCCCUAACGGAGCUGGGGACCAUUCUGGAGGAGGAGAAGGAUGUCGUCCAGGCAGACCACCUCUACACCAAAGCCUUGGCCAUCUCGCCAUGUAAUGAGAGGGCUCUGGUCAGCCGAGACCGAACUCUUCCCUUGGUGGAAGAGAUUGACCAGCGUUACUUUGGCAUCAUUGAUAGUAAAGUGCGCCGGCUCAUGUCCAUUCCUAAAGGCAACUCUGCACUCCGCAGAGUGAUGGAGGAAACCUACUACCACCACAUCUACCACACGGUGGCCAUUGAAGGCAGCACGCUCACUCUCUCCGAGAUCCGUCACAUCAUCGAGACGCGUUACGCCGUCCCCGGGAAGAGCCUGCAGGAGCAGAAUGAGGCUAUCGGCGUGGACGCAGCCAUGAAGUACAUCAACACCACGCUGUUGUCCAGAACAGGAGGCAUGACUGUUAGUGACAUCCUGGAGAUUCACCGGCGGGUGCUCGGCUACGUAGACCCCGUGGAGGGAGGGAGGCUGCGUACCAGCCAGGUGUUUGUGGGCCACCACAUUCCCCCCCACCCUCAGGACCUGCAGAGACACAUGCAGGAGCUUGUUCAGUGGCUCAACUCCGAGGAGGCCCUGCAGCUGCACCCUGUGGAGUACGCAGCUCUCGCCCACUACAAACUGGUGUACGUGCACCCAUUUGUAGAUGGCAACGGACGCACAUCACGGCUACUCAUGAACCUCGUGCUCAUGCAAGCGCGAUACCCACCUGUCACCAUCCGCAAAGAACAGAGGGCAGAGUAUUAUGCAGCUCUAGACACAGCCAAUGAGGGUGAUGUGCGGCCCUUCAUUCGCUUUAUAGCCAGAUGUACAGAGAUGACAUUGGACACAUUGUUGAUUUCUACAACAGAGCAUGCUGUGGGGCUGCCGGCAGCCGGCCAGGACCAGGCCUGUCCCGAAUGCAAGCAGACCAUCCCGAUCCGCAACUGAGCUGGAAACGGGAGGAGAAAGGGAGCAUGCAGGGAGAGCUUUUGAUUCAUUUAAAAGCUCUUGAAUAAAAAUCAUAGAUUUGGGUUGAAUUGCCUUGACCCAUGUCUGUUUCCUACUUUACCAGCCCUUUAAUUCAGUUUGGGCCUUUUACCUGCUGAAUUCAUUGAAACUGCGGCAGGAUGUUGAAUUGAAAUCAGAUGUUGCUGUGUUUAGUACGGAAGCCCUAAGCUGCCAUCCAUUUUUGUACUCCUGAUCUCGAGAUAACAGUGGUUUAAUGGUGAUUUCACUAUGUGUAUUAGUGUCGCUGGUCACUACUCAGUUGGUGGAGCAUAGGACUCGUACUCUUGGAGUUGUGGGUUUGAGCCUCACGGACAAGCAACUUUUUUAUUUUUUUUUUAUCUUUUUCAUAAUCCUCUAACAAAGUUCUUAUGGCGAUUGGGCCACAUCCAUCAACCUCUGGCGUUCUCAUUUCCCCGUCAUUCCCAUGCAGAGGAAAUUCUUGUGCUUCUCAGUCAGGGGAAUCCAUUUAAUGUUACACAUUUCCUGACGGCUAUUUUGGAACCUUUGAAAUAGCCGUCGGGAAAUGUGUGACUGGAUUCCCCUGAAUCUCCUCAUAACAACUUUGAAGGGGAUACUAAAAACACACAAAAGACAAAAAAAAGUUGCUGAAAGCAGGAGUAAAACCCACAAUCCUUUGAUUAUAAGUCCUGUACUCUACCAACUGAGCUAACCAGUGGCACUGUAAGGUGCCCUGAAAUUAUUCUUUCGAAACACACAGGACGGCCCCUCUCUUCGGCUGUGGUUUAUCUCGAGAUCACAAGAAAAUUAUCACAGAAAACUGAGUAAAAGAAAUAUUUGAAUGGAUGGCAGAUGUGUAGUGUUUGUGUAGGAUAAAGAUGAUGUCUCAUAACACUGUAAAGCACUUUCGUGUAUUUAUUUAUUUUAUUUUAAAAUAAAAGUGUUCCAUUAACUUUC
Messenger RNA from Micropterus dolomieu (smallmouth bass), 2654 nucleotides. RefSeq names its product FIC domain protein adenylyltransferase (gene ficd). The record is from RefSeq and is a predicted model, not a curated record. Gene Ontology annotation, molecular function: protein binding. The coding region runs from base 327 to 1679 and encodes 450 amino acids. NCBI's taxonomy places the organism in Eukaryota, Metazoa, Chordata, Actinopteri, Centrarchiformes, Centrarchidae. The transcript has 2 exons.